Messenger RNA from Mobula hypostoma (lesser devil ray), 9337 nucleotides. RefSeq lists its product as uncharacterized. Gene Ontology annotation, biological process: proteasome-mediated ubiquitin-dependent protein catabolic process; negative regulation of translation; protein polyubiquitination. Lineage: Eukaryota; Metazoa; Chordata; Chondrichthyes; Myliobatiformes; Myliobatidae. The record is from RefSeq and is a predicted model, not a curated record. Gene Ontology annotation, molecular function: ubiquitin protein ligase activity; protein binding; translation repressor activity. The transcript is spliced from 2 exons. Bases 113 to 3136 code for a protein of 1007 amino acids.
UCAUCAGGAGCGACUCCGCGGCGAGCGGGACGGGAACGGCGACCCGCAGCCCACAGGAAGGGAGUGAGACCCACUCGACGUGUCCCAGCAUCACCUCAACCCCAGCCGAGCGAUGACAGAGGAUUACACCGGCCUGUUAGCCCAGCUCAAAGAGGCCUACCAGGGGCUUGAGGAAGUCCGAUGCAGUAGCGUUGAAGAGCAUGAGAGAGUCCUCUGCUGGUCAGAGGAGACCCGAGGCUGCAUUCAGCAGCACGGAGAGGCGGCCCUUGCUGCAGUGCACGAAGAACUAGCUGAACUGACGCAGCAACUAAAGGAUUUGACUCGAGCCAACCAGACCAGCCUCCAGGAAGGUGUUGCCAGAAUCCAGGUGAAACAGGACCAGAUUUCUGCACUCUCCCGUGAGCUGCAGGCUUUGGUCUCGCGAGGAGCUGAGACCAGCAGCGCCGACAUUCACCGGCAGGCUGCCGAGAUUCUGUCCCCGGAGAACAGGUUUGUCAUCCUGCUGAAAAGGCCCCGUUUUGUCCCUCGGCCGCCGUGUAGCCCAAAGCUGGGGGAGAUCAUUUCCGAGGAAAGGCCCACCCACUUCUCCGACCCCUCCCCAUGCCUGGGCGCUGAGGCAAAUGGUAGCUUGGCUGUGGAGGAGCUGAAUGGUAGCUCAGACAUGCAGAGCAGAACCAACUCGGAGCAAGCUACGUUUACACGGACACUGCACAUUCAUUGCACCUCACUGCGGAGGGGAGACCACCAGAAGCUGACUCUGACAGAAGGUCCUAUGGCGGGAGACGCCACGGGCGUCCCCUUUCUGAGCCGCAAGGAGAGCGAGGGAGAUGUCGAGACCAUCCUCGGAUCAGGGAACAAGACACCCACAAUGAUGACCGAUGAAGUGUCAUCUCCCUCUCCGUACGUGGGGAAAGCUGCAGGUGGAGCUCCCGGCCUGGGAGAAGGUUGUGCCUGGUUCCAGUCCCCUUGCCCUACAGAAAGGGGAGGCGUUCCAGAAUCCCAGCCAGGGACAGAACCCGCUGCCGAUCCCUCUCCCAGUGGGAUCACUGGAGCGAUGUGGAGGGACAGCACAUUGUCCAUUCAGUGGGAGCAAGCCUCGAACAGCACUCAUCUCUCAACAGCUCCUUGCCUCCCAGCCCAAACGUCAGGCAGUCCGCAAGGAAACCCUCCCGCGGACCCAGCACCCAUGGGUGUCUCCCACCCCGAGGGAGAAGAGGUGCCUAUGAUAGUGCUGGCCGCUCCGGGCUCUGUCAGCAAGCUCUCGACCACAUGGGUCCACCAGAAGACCUCGGUACACACCACCAAUCUUCACCAACCUUUCCUACAGGUACGAAGCCAUCACUGCACCGAAGCGGCAACGCCAAAGCCAAAUGAUGACGAGGGCCACCUCAGCGAGAAUUCCUUGCCUCGGUUACAGACUCCCCACCCAUCCGAUUGUGGGUCCGUUUUCAGGGCAACCGCCGUGUUCAUCUCCGACUCGGACUCGGACGAGAAGGUUGGUGCGGCCGAUGCAAACCGGAGGCGGGUGGAAGGAGUCCCCGGACUGCGUCAGUCACCAGCAGUCACCCACCCUCCCUGUGCUUGGCAGGGGAUCAGUUCUCCAACAACGUCCCGCUGGAGGCCAGAGACCAGCAGCAGAUCCCUGGCUGAGAAAGGCUGCAGCGGGAACUCAGCAAGGGGCAGAGCAGCCUCAGGUGCCAGGAGGUUUAAGCGGAGAGAGUUCAGUAAGAGCUGCCUAGACCUGAGCAACACGGAACCACCAGAGCUCCAGCAGCGGCCAUGGGAGUGCCUGGAGCAAACUAACCUCACCCAAAGGUCCUCUUCCUUCGACUCCACCGAGACCUUCCUCAUCAACUCGCCUCGAGGCUUGGGAGAGAGGAAGGAAGGAGAGGUCGUGACAGCCAGUAGGGCUCAGGGACGCCCAAGGUCUGCGGCCCACCAAAACAAGCCUCAGAUCAGGACCACCGGGCAUGGGAGAGCCCCGGGCGGGACAGAAAAGGGCAGGAGCCAGCCGGCUUGCUCGGGCAGUUACUCACAUUCAGAGCCCAAGCAGAGGAUGAAGUCGCCAGGCCAAAGACUGCCAUUUCAGCCAAAACCAGUGGUGAAAGGAGACGGCAAGGUGUCCUCGCCCAAGGGUUCAGGCUCCCACUCCGGCAGGGAUCUCCGUCUGGGCUCCCACCGUGCUUCCUCGGAAGAGCACAGACGGAACAAAGUCCCCACUGUCGACUCUCGGACGGCGGCCCCGCUCUUCUCCCUCAGGACCAGCAAAGCUCAGAGCAGAAGCGAGGCCAAUCUGAGCCAGGCCUGGCAGCGGGCAGGGCCGUUCUACAGGAAUGAGCUGGUUGGCCAGUUCGGGAAAUAUGGCACUGGCUGGGGAGACCUAAACCUGCCCUAUGGGGUCCACGCCGCCACUGCAGGUACUCUGUACGUGGUGGAUUACGGCAACAGGCGGCUACAGGUGAUGGACAGGACCGGGGACACAGUACAGCAGCUGAAAUUGGAUCGGGGCAUCUACUUCGACGUGGCGGUGAAUGGCGACGGCCUGGUUGUUCUAACCAGCAUCUCACACAGGUCAGUCGAUGUGUACAACAGACACGGUGAGCUCCUGACUGUCAUCACCGGUGCCUUCCAAAACCCCCGUGGCAUUACCGUCAACAGCCAGGACCAGUUCCUCAUCACAGACACCAAGCAGGGCACCGUCUCAGUGCUGACCCUGGAUGCGGACACCGGCCAAACCCAGGGCAGCGACGCGGUGCCUGGCUUCCACAAGCCUUAUUUCAUCAGCGCUAACAGAGGGGGCCGGGUGGCCGUGUCCGAGAGAGCCUUCGACGGGGGCUGCUGCGUGAAGCUGCUGGACGGUGAGCUGCGGCUGCUGACCGUGCUGGGCGACGGCAGCUCUGGCCUCGCAGUCCAGCUCUCCAAUCCCUGGGGCGUGUGUAUUGAUGGCCAGGACAACGUGCUGGUGGCGGACUGGGGGCGGAGACAUUCCCUCAUCCUCUUCCCGGCGCAGGGCCCCGCCUGUGUGCUGGUGGAGAACGGGCUGAGCAGUCCGCGGGGCCUGGCGCUGCCGCGGGACGGCCACGUCGCAGUGGUGGACAGCAUGCACAACUGCAUCAAAGUUUUCCGCUACCGAUAGUCCCCCUCCCUGCAGCCAACCCUCCACCUCACCAGUCAGAUCUACUCUAGGGGAGUAGGGGCAGUGGGGAAAGGCCUGAGCUCUUCCUUAUGCCAUUGGCCUUAUCCCAAUGUGUGUCCCAUGGGUGGAGCACCCAAAAGGAAACGUGGAGUUGAUGAUCUUCCAUGGGAGCUGAGUGUGCACAAUGUGGUUGCUGAAUGGAGACGGGUCAUUGGGUAUGUUUAAGGUGGAGGUCGAUAAAUUCCUGAUUAGUCAGGGUGUCAAAGGUUACAGGGAGAAGGCAGGGGAAUGGGGUUUAGAGGGACAAUAAAUCAGCCAUGGUGGAAUGAUGGAACAGACUCGUUGGGAUGAAUGGCCUAAUUCCACUCCUAUGUCUUGUGGUCUUACGUCUUCUCCCAUGCUUAUCUGUAAUGAUUUUAUCUUCUGUACGACCUUGAUUUUAUGUUCUUAUCCAAGACCUGGUUAAAGCCAAAUGUAAAUAGCCAGCUAUCUGACCUGUGUGCCCCCGGACUGUGACAUUUUCAGCGUACUGAGGCCGAGAGGGUGAGGUGUCGGGCUUGCCAACGUGUUCGAAAAGCAUUUCAGGUGCAAUCUACUGUCUGUCAACAAUUUUUCAAGUUUUGAGGGACAUAUGUUUAAAAUUUAUGAUACGGAUCCUGUCCUCUGAGUUACCAUUCAUCACCUUCCUAAAUCCAGCACCUGCUUUGUCUCGGAACUUUCAGAAUCCUUAUUCUCUGUUACAUUGAACUACAACAGGACUCUCAGCUCUGCUGAUUUUAAUAUUCAUAUUAAUCAUCUCUCAAUUGCAAACUCAUGAGCUUACUAGACAGCCGAGAUCCUACCCAGCAGGUCACUGAGCCCAGGCAUCGACUUGGAAGUACACUUGAUUUAGUAAUGACAUAAAAGGCUUACAUACUGUAACUGCCUCUCUGUCUGGUACCACUAUCUCUGAUCAUUUUUGUGUACUUUUUGAUGUCCUCCUAGCCGGAACCAACCCCACAAAAGGAAUUACAUUUUUAAAGUGGUUUCUUGAUACCGGAACACAUUUCUGAGUGGAGUUCUCAGAGCUGGCUAGUUUUUCUGACCCAUGUGAUCUAAACUGCUAAGUAAGUGGUUGAUUCUUUCAAUGUUAAAGUGACAAAUAUAUUAAACACAGUGGCCCCACUUAGCACUAAAAAGAAAUCACUUAGUAAAACAAAAUCAUGGUUAAGCUCAAGGGAACUCCACAAACUCAAGAGAUCAUGCAGAGUAGCUGACAGAAUAUGGAGAAAAACUGGGCUAGAAGUCCAUCGUAAUAUUUUCAAGGAAAAACUAAGCUCCCUUAAUGCUGCUAUAUGCUCUGCAAGAAGAACCCAUUUUCCCAAGAUUAUUACAGAGAACAGAGGAGAUUCAAGAAUAUUGUUGAACUAUAAACCGAUUGUUGAACCCUGCUCCAACCUAUAAAUAUCAGCAUAGCAACUGCAAAAAAAUGAGACAAAUUCGCAAUAUUUUUUAUCAAUAAAAUUACUUCCAUUAGGGAGAAGUUAGUUACAGAUAUUGGUAACCAAUCUUGUAAAAAGACAAUACAGCCAAUCUCAUACAAAGAUAGCAACUAUGUCAAAAUUUACAGUAUUUCUGAUUCACAACUCUGAGAUUGUAUCAAGAGUAAACUGUCUACUUGCUGUCUUGCCCCUGUUCCUCCCACACUUUUUAAGAACUCUUUCAAUAGUUUUUCAAUUCUGUUUGGAAAAUUCUUAAUACUUCCCUUGAAACUGGAGUUUUUCCAGGUGCCUUCAAAACUACGGCUGUCAAAGCCCUGCUUAAAAAGUCAAACCUUGAUAAUAAGAUAUAUGUAGCUAACUACAGACUCAUAAAAUCUUCCCUGCCUGGGCUAGGUUCUUGAGAAAGUAAUUUUCAACCAAUUCAACAAGUUUCUGAAUGAGAAUAUUCUAAAAACAUUUCAGUCAGGCUUUAGAGCAAACCACAGCAUGGAGACGUCCCUUCCCAAAAUUGUCAGAGACCUUAGGCUCAGCACCGAAGCCAACAAGAUCCCAGUUCUCAUUCUUCAAGAUCCAAGUGCUGCCUUCGACACAAUUGACCACAACAUUCUCCGAGAUCACCUGGAGAACUGGGUUGGUCUCUCUGGUAGUGCCCUUAAUUGGUUUUGUUCAUAUAUCUGAGAGGAUUUUUUCAUCUGCCUUGGAGACCCAUUCUCUAGGAGAUACGAUGUAGCUUAUGCUGUGGCUCAGGGAAGCUCUCUUGGUUCUCUCCCCCCCCAACUCUUGUCCUUAUGCUUGCCCCCCAUCAUUAGAGAGCAUAAAGCCCAUUUGCACAGCUAUAGAAAUGACACAGUCGUAUAUCUCAGUUGAGCCUGAUGACGUUAACACCCCAUCUUCUCUGACAUUUGGUAUGGCUCCAAUAAACAAAUGGAUGAGCAAUAAUUUCCUACAACUCAAAGAGAUCAAACUGAAGUAGUUCCGGCUGGUCCCAAAGCCAAAAGAGAUAAAUUUCCUGAUGAGCAACACUCACAACACGCUGGAGGAACUCAGCAGGUCGGGCAGCAUCCAUGGAAAAGAGUGUUGCUUUGCCCCAGCAUCUACAGAUUAUUUUGUGCUUAAAUUUUCUGAUGAACUUGGCUCCCUUUGUAAAAUCAGAAGUAACUAGUCUGGGUGUUAUCCUUCGUCAGAUUUGAAUUUUAAAUCCCACAGAAAGUGCCCAGAGCAGCAUUUCCUCACUUAAGAAAUGUCCAUUCUUGGUCACUCAAAGGUUUGUCCAUUCUUGUCAUAUAAUGAUACUGAAAAGCUAAUUCACGACUUUAGAUUGAAUAGACUAGAUUACUGCUAUGCACCGUCUACUGGUGUUCCAAAGCAAUCUAUUGACAAUCUAUUGCUAAACUCUUAACCAAAACCAGAUGUGGGAGCAUAUCACUCCCGUCCUAGCUACUCUGCAUCGGCUUCCUGUACUUUUUAGAAUUGAUUUUAAAGUCCCCUUACCUGUUUUUAAAGCUCUCAGUAGUCUGGGAGCAGAGUACAUCACAGAACCGUUUUUGUUUUAUAAUCCUGCUCGAACUCCAACAUCACUUAAAUUCAAACAAUCUCCCUCAAAAGAUCAUUGUCAGGUCAGCUAUUCUGAACUACGCUCCUAAACUGGAACUCAAUGCCUAAAACUAUAAGGGAUGCAGACUCUGUUAACACUUUUAAAUACAAAAGCAAGUAUGUAAUUCACAAACAAGGAAAAACCUGCAGAUGCUGUAAAUCCAAGCGAUUAUUUAGAUACCAGUUCAGUGGAGCAGGUACAAGCUGAAACAAUAGGUCUACCUGGACAAGCGGGUUUGUGGAUCUUGAGUAGGAGGUAGAAACAGUUUUAAAAAUGGAGGUAGAAACACAUUGUGUUUCUCUCUCCCCAGCCUUUUCUUUCCCUUCAGUCCUACUGAAGGGUCUCGGCCCAAAACAUCAACUGUAUUCUUUUCCAUAGGUGCUCCCUGGCCUGCUGAGUUCCUCCAGCAUUUUGAGUGUUGUUUGUAGAAUGUAAUGCUGAGGCUUUAUAAAGCACUGGUGAGGCCUCACUUGGAGUAUUGUGAGCAGGUUUGGGCCCCUUAUCCCCAAAGGAUGUGCUGAAACUGGAGAGGGUUCAAAGGAAAUUCAUGAAAAUUAUGAUUCCAGGAUGGAAUGGCUUGUCAUGUGAAGACUGUCUGAUGGCUCUGGGCCUGUAUUCAUUAGAAUUCAGAAGAUUGAGGGAAGACCUCAUUGAAACCCAUAGAAUGGUGAAAGGCCUUGAUAGAGUGGAUGUGGAGAGGAUGUUUCCUAUAGUGGGGGAGUCUAGGACCAGAGGACACAGAUAGAGUGGAUGUGGAGAGGAUGUUUCCUAUAGUGGGGGAGUCAAGGACCAGAGGACACAGAUAGAGUGGAUGUGGAGAGGAUGUUUCCUAUAGUGGGGGAGUCUAGGACCAGAGGACACAGAUAGAGUGGAUGUGGAGAGGAUGUUUCCUAUAGUGGGGAGUCUAGGACCAGAGGACACAGAUAGAGUGGAUGUGGAGAGGAUGUUCCCUAUAGUGGGGGAGUCAAGGACCAGAGGACAGAGAGAGUGGAUGUGGAGAGGAUGUUUCCUAUAGUGGGGAGUCUAGGACCAGAGGACACAGAUAGAGUGGAUGUGGAGAGGAUGUUCCCUAUAGUGGGGGAGUCAAGGACCAGAGGACAGAGAGAGUGGAUGUGGAGAGGAUGUUUCCUAUAGUGGGGGAGUCUAGGACCAGAGGACACAGAUAGAGUGGAUGUGGAGAGGAUGUUUCCUAUAGUGGGGGGAGUCUAGGACCAGAGGACACAGAUAGAGUGGAUGUGGAGAGGAUGUUUCCUAUAGUGGGGAGUCUAGGACCAGAGGACACAGAUAGAGUGGAUGUGGAGAGGAUGUUUCCUAUAGUGGGGAGUCUAGGACCAGAGGACACAGAUAGAGUGGAUGUGGAGAGGAUGUUUCCUAUAGUGGGGAGUCUAGGACCAGAGGACAGAUAGAGUGGAUGUGGAGAGGAUGUUCCCUAUAGUGGGGGAGUCUAGGACCAGAGGACACAGAUAGAGUGGAUGUGGAGAGGAUGUUCCCUAUAGUGGAGGAGUCUAGGACCAGAGGACAGAUAGAGUGGAUGUGGAGAGGAUGUUUCCUAUAGUGGGGGAGUCAAGGACCAGAGGACAGAGAGAGUGGAUGUGGAGAGGAUGUUCCCUAUAGUGGGGGAGUCUAGGACCAGAGGACACAGAUAGAGUGGAUGUGGAGAGGAUGUUUCCUAUAGUGGGGGAGUCAAGGACCAGAGGACACAGAUAGAGUGGAUGUGGAGAGGAUGUUUCCUAUAGUGGGGAGUCUAGGACCAGAGGACACAGAUAGAGUGGAUGUGGAGAGGAUGUUUCCUAUAGUGGGGAGUCUAGGACCAGAGGACACAGAUAGAGUGGAUGUGGAGAGGAUGUUCCCUAUAGUGGGGGAGUCAAGGACCAGAGGACAGAGAGAGUGGAUGUGGAGAGGAUGUUUCCUAUAGUGGGGGAGUCUAGGACCAGAGGACACAGAUAGAGUGGAUGUGGAGAGGAUGUUUCCUAUAGUGGGGGGAGUCUAGGACCAGAGGACACAGAUAGAGUGGAUGUGGAGAGGAUGUUUCCUAUAGUGGGGAGUCUAGGACCAGAGGACACAGAUAGAGUGGAUGUGGAGAGGAUGUUUCCUAUAGUGGAGGAGUCUAGGACCAGAGGACAGAUAGAGUGGAUGUGGAGAAGAUGUUUCCUAUAGUGGGGGGAGUCUAGGACCAGAGGACACAGAUAGAGUGGAUGUGGAGAGGAUGUUUCCUAUAGUGGGGAGUCUAGGACCAGAGGACACAGAUAGAGUGGAUGUGGAGAGGAUGUUUCCUAUAGUGGAGGAGUCUAGGACCAGAGGACAGAUAGAGUGGAUGUGGAGAAGAUGUUUCCUAUAGUGGGGGAGUCUAGGACCAGAGGACACAGAUAGAGUGAAUGUGGAGAGGAUGUUUCCUAUAGUGGGGAGUCGAGGAUCAAAGGACACAGCCUCAGAAUCAAGGGGCGUCCUUUUAGAAUGGAGAUGAGGAGGAAUUUCUUUAGCCAGAGAGUGGUGAGUCUUUGGAAUUCUUUGCCACAGGCAGCUGUGGAGGCCAAGUCUUUAUGUAUAUUGAAGGCAGAGGUUAAUAGAUUCUUGAUUGGUCAGGGGAUGAAGGGAUACUGGGAGAUGGCAGAAGAUUGGGGCUGAGAGGGAAAUGGAUCAGCCAUGAUGAAAUGGAGGAACAGACUCGAUGGGCCAAAUGGCCUAAUUUUUGCUCCUAUAUCUUGUGGUCUUAAACACCAGCUCAAAGCCUAUUUAUUUAACCUUGCUGUUAAUGAACAUCUUUUUGUCCUUUAUCUUUGUGUGUUAUUUUUUAUAUUCAUGUUUGUACUUUUAUCCCAUUGUAAAGCACUUUGAACUUCUUCAUCCCUGUGAAAAGUGCUCUAUAAAUAAAGUUGAUGUUGUUGUUAUUCUCCUAGUGAUACCUACCCACGCCCCACGGGAGAGGAGUGGGGAGGAUGGAUUAAGGUGGGGGGGGUGGGAAAUUGAGCUGUAGAAAGGGGUUGUGAUGAUAGCACAAGUUCAGUAAGGACGGUGGGAUUGGGGGGCACGUUAGGCAUGAAGUCACACACUGAAACUCUCAAGGAACACUACACUGCCCAGCCCUCCCUCCAGCGAGUCAACGGAGACGUAGGAGACCGCAGAGGC